Funneliformis mosseae is the source of this 381-nucleotide messenger RNA. Lineage: Eukaryota; Fungi; Glomeromycota; Glomeromycetes; Glomerales; Glomeraceae. The record is from the annotation of a GenBank genome assembly.
AUGAGCACACAAAAAUCACAAAAAGAAAUGGAAUAUGAAAAUUUCUUGAAAGAAUUUCUUGAAGAUUUUUAUCAUAAAAUCGCAUAUCAUAGCAAUAUUGACGAUUUUGAGAAUUUUGAAAAUAAAAUUAUCAAAUGGAUUCGCCUUGCUGACGAAAUAAUGUACAUUGAGUUGAUGGUAAAUCAUCAAAACAAGGAUUUAUGGUUUUCUAGCAUUAUUGGAUUUUGUUAUCAAUAUGGAAUCGGGAAAUGUGAAAUCGAUAAAAGCAAAGCGUUGGACUCAUAUUUAUUGGCUGUUAAUAUCAAAGAUGAAGAAAAAUCAAUGGCCGAGGCCCCAUUAAGGACAGUUCAAUCACGUAUAUUUAACUUUCAACCAGAUUAG